AUGGUGUUGUACAUACCAAUGGUUCCACCCGAACAACUUCUCAAUGAUUUACCCAUUGGCUUUUCUUUUCCAAGUUUUCACUUUUCAAUCUCCAUUUCUCUCCAUUUCCCGAUUUGUCUCCAUUUCCCGACUUCUCUCCAUUUUCCGACUUCUCUCCAUUUUCCGAUUCUCCACUCUCCAUUCUCAAUUCUCUUUCUCACUUCUCCUACACAUCACCAACUCCACUUUUUUCCGGCACACAACCACACCACUCUUCUUUAUCAUAUGGAAGCCCUUGCCGCCGUGCUCCGGUUUUUCUCGCUCGAGACCCUCGACACGCGGCUCUUUCCGCCGCCCGACCAAAAUCGCCGCAAACAAAUUGUGGCCCGUUCCCAUGCUUCUCGGUGGAACACGCUUGAGUUCAAGUUUUACCUUUUGGUGGUGGGCCUUGUGGUUCCGCUCAUGUACAAGACGGCGAUGGAUGCGCUGAACGAGACAAACGCCAACUUCCCCAAGUUCCAGCAUCUCUUGUCGCCCGGCUGGAUGUUUGGCCGCCAGGUGGACAACUCGGACCAACAGUACCUGUUUUUCAGAAACAACUUCUGGGUCUUGUGUGCGUUGGUGGCGGCGCACGUGGCGCUCCGGCGGGGCCUAGCCACGGCGUUCCAGCACCGCCGGACGCUUUUCGACGCCUUUUUCGGCGCCCUCUACGUUUUCGGGCUCCAUGGCUUCAACGUGGUGCGGAUUCUAGUCCAUGUGGUGGUGAUGUACGUUUUGGCGACGCGUGUGGCCAACACAAGGGUGGCCAAGACGUGUUUGUGGACGUACGGCGUGCUGACGCUCUUCUUCAACGACUGGGCCCGCCACUGGCCGCUCCCGCUCCUGUUCACGGGCCUCAUACCCCGCUGGGACGUCUUCUACAACUUCACGUUGCUCCGCAUGCUCUCGUUCGCGUUGGACUACUUGGAACGGCGCGACGAGCUGAAAGAGCGGGCAGUGCUGCCCGACUUGGACGACCGCGGCCGCCUCACGCCGCUGCUUCCGUUGCAAGACUACUCUUUUGCCAACUAUUGCGCCUACUUGACUUAUGCGCCGUUGUUUAUCGGCGGGCCCAUCAUCACCUUCAACGACUACAUGUACCAGUCCAACUACUUCCCGCUCCAGUCUACGCGCAAUCUUCUGCGCACCGCCGUUUAUGGCUUGCGGCUCCUCUUUUGCAUCUUGGUGAUGGAGUUUCUUUUGCAUUUCAUGUACGUGGUGGCAGUCUCCAAGACCAAGGCGUGGCAGGGCGACACGCCGUUCCAGCUCUCGAUGAUUGGUUUGUUCAACCUCAACAUCAUCUGGCUCAAGCUCCUCAUUCCGUGGCGCCUCUUCCGUUUCUGGAGCUUGUUGGACGGCAUCGAUCCGCCGGAAAACAUGAUCCGCUGCAUGGACAACAACUACCUGGCGCUUGCGUUUUGGCGGGCGUGGCACCGCUCCUUUAACCGCUGGGUGGUGCGGUAUAUCUAUGUCCCUAUGGGCGGGUCUCGUCUGACAGGCUUUCUGCGUAUUGUGAAUACGCUAAUGGUGUUCAGUUUUGUCGCCGUGUGGCACGACAUCGAGUUGAAGCUUUUGAUGUGGGGCUGGCUCAUUGUGCUUUUCCUUCUUCCCGAGAUCUUUGCGUCGCUCUACUUUGGUCGUUUUGCCGAAAAACCCUGGUACAGAUUUGUGUGUGGGGUCGGUGCCGUGUGUAAUAUCUGGAUGAUGAUGAUUGCCAACUUGUUUGGCUUUUGUUUGGGCCACGACGGCACCGUGGCGCUCCUUCACGAGUUGUUUGGCACUGUCCUGGGCGCCAGCUUCUUUCUUGUUGCCUCGGCCACUUUGUUUGUUGGCGUUCAGGUGAUGUUCGAACUCCGCGAGGCAGAAAAGCGCCGGGGCAUUGAUGUCAAGUGCUGA
Messenger RNA from Clavispora lusitaniae ATCC 42720, 1914 nucleotides. It is a transcript of the gene GUP1, whose product is annotated as O-acyltransferase. Gene Ontology annotation, cellular component: endoplasmic reticulum. The record is from RefSeq and is a predicted model, not a curated record. Gene Ontology annotation, biological process: GPI anchor biosynthetic process. Lineage: Eukaryota; Fungi; Ascomycota; Pichiomycetes; Serinales; Metschnikowiaceae.